GGCCGGCCGCCUGUCAGAGGGAGGUGGCGAUGGUGCGCCGGGUGGCGGUGGCGGUAGCGGUGACGGCUCUGGCGGCUUCCCUGGUCCGAGUGCAGGGAGGAGAAGAUGACUGACCGGCCGACUGACUGAAUGAAUGAAUGGCGGAGCCGAGCGCGCCAUGAGGAGCCUGCCGAGCCUGGGCGGCCUCGCCCUGUUGUGCUGCGCCGCCGCCGCUGCCGCUGCCGCUGCCGCUUCAGCAACCGCGGCGGGGAAUGUCACCGGUGGCAGCGGGGCCGCGGGGCAGGUGGACGCGUCGCCGAGCCCGUGGCUGGAAGGCGAGCCCACUCACUCUUUCUCUAAGACUACGGCUCCCACGACCCGGGCCCCGAAGACUGGACCUCCGCGCGCUACCGUUCACCGACCCCUGACCGCAUCCUCUUCCACCCUGUCCCCGGAGACCAGCCCUCCUCGGGAGACAACCGGACCCCCUCUGACCACCUUUCAGGCGCCGCUCGGCCCUUCGUCGACCACCCCUCCGGCGGUGGAGCGCCCUCCGACCACCCCUCGGGCGACGACCAGACCUGCGCCCACCACCCUCUCGACGACCCCUGGCCCGGCGCCGACCACCCCUGUGGCCACCACCGUUCCGGCGCCCACUACGCCGCAGACCCCGACUCCCGCUCUCCCCGGCAGCAGCAGCGUCCCGCCCACCCCACCUGCCACCGAGGCCCCCUCACCUCCUCCCCCAGAAUAUGCAUGUAACUGCUCUGUGAUCGGAAGCCUGGAUGUGAACCGCUGCAACCAGACCACAGGGCAGUGCGAGUGUAAACCAAGUUAUCAGGGGCUUCGCUGUGAAACCUGCAAGGAGGGCUUGUACCUAAAUCACACUUCUGGUCUCUGUCUGCCAUGCAAAUGUAGUCCACAUGGAGCCCUGAGCAUAUACUGCAACAGUUCUGGGAAAUGCCAGUGUAAAGUGGGUGUCACUGGUUCUACAUGUGAUCGAUGCCAAGAUGGAUACUAUGACUUUAGUAAGAGUGGCUGCUUGCCCUGCCAGUGCAGCAAUCGGUCUGCCAGUUGUGAUGCCCUCACAGGUGUUUGUUUAAACUGCCAGGGAAAUAGCAAAGGGGAUCACUGUGAAGAAUGCAAAGAAGGAUUUUAUCAGAGUCCUGAUGCCACGAAAGGAUGUCUUCGCUGCCCUUGUUCAGCAGUGAUAUCUACAGGCAGUUGUAUCAUAAAAUUGGGUGAAUUGGAACCUACAUGUGUCCAGUGUAAAGAUGGUUACACAGGCCAGAACUGCAAUACAUGUGAAAAUGGCUAUUACAAUUAUGACAGCAUCUGUAUGAAGUGCCAAUGUCAUGGCCACGUGGACCCAGUUAAAACUCCAAAGAUUUGCAAGCCCGAGAGUGGUGAGUGCAUCAACUGCCUCCAUAACACCACUGGGUUUUGGUGUGAGAACUGCCUAGAAGGUUAUGUUCGAGACCUCGAAGAAAAUUGCAUCAAGAAAGAAGUUAUUGUUCCAACACCUGAAGGUUCUACCAUUUUGGUUUCCAAUGCCUCUUUGACCACAUCAGUGCCCACCCCUGUUAUAAAUAGUACAUUUACCCCCACAACCCUGCAAACUAUCUUUUCAGUAAGUUCUGCUGAAAACAGCACAUCAGCUUUAGCUGAUGUAUCAUGGACCCAAUUUAACAUCAUCAUUUUGACUGUCAUCAUCAUUGUGGUGGUGCUGCUGAUGGGAUUUGUGGGGGCUGUAUAUAUGUACCGGGAGUAUCAAAACCGGAAACUCAAUGCCCCCUUUUGGACCAUCGAGCUAAAAGAAGACAAUAUCAGUUUCAGCAGCUACCACGACAGCAUUCCCAAUGCAGAUGUGUCAGGAUUGUUGGAAGAUGAUGGCAACGAAGUGGCUCCCAAUGGGCAACUGACCCUGACGACACCCAUGCAUAACUACAAAGCUUAAGGAGCUAGAACUGUUCUCCAGGAUUGUUAGACUGCAGUGCUUACUAAGACAGCAUCAGCCCCUGGGCCAGACAAAGCCUGGGGAGAAUUUGCUGAGGAAGCAAAGGCGUAUAGUGCAUUGACGUUUUCAGGUACAAAUUCAUAAUGCACUUAGCCAAUUACAUUUAGUUUUCGCAUGAAGAUCUGAAGCAGUCACUGUCAAUAAGGACUUGACGUAAAGUAUAUUUUUGUACAAAACCACAUGGGAGGAUAGAAAAGCUGAACCUCAGUGCAGCCCUAAUCCACUUUGACCUCCAAAUAGACUCCUUGGGAGUGUUCACUCAACCAGCGGAAACAGGAUGACAGAUGUGGAGGGGGAGAGGACUGCCCGAAGACUUCAUCUCCAUUCCUGAAACAUUUUUUAAAAAAGGAGGGUCAGGGAUGGUUUCAUUUUUCUGUACUAAAAGACAUCAUUGAGGAAAAACUGAUGUCUGGGCUAUAUCACAAUAAACAAUCUUGAUAGUUUCUAGAAUAGGAGCAGAAAAGUCCCAAGAAGGACUUUAGAAGGGCUUGAUUUUUCCUUCUAGAAUUCUUGCUCAGUGAAAGGAUUAAAGCACAGGAUAAGCUAAUGAUACAGAGGGGAAGGCAACAUCUGGGAGCAGGAAGCUGAUAUAGUCCUCCUUAGGGUCUCAGUGUAAAUUAUAAAUUGUCUAAAAAUAAAAAAAAAAUUUCCUGCCUCUAGGGAAAUAAGGUGUAUAUAGUUAAUGUAGCAUACCUGGUCAGCAUUGUAUUUGUAUCUAUUUGUAAAAAAAUCAUGUCAUAUUUUAUCAUCUAGAAUGUAUUUGUACAGAAGUUAAUGGCGUAAAAAGAAAAUAUGGGAAUUGGUUAAAAUAAUGUAAAAUAGAUGGCAAUAUUGCUAGAGCUGGGACUCUGGUGCACAUCAGUCAUUUUUAGUCCCUCUUUGGACAUUGUUGAAAUUUAUAAGAGGUUGAAUGUUUCUAAUCUUUCUUUUCCUUUCUCAUUCUAAAUGUAGAGUUUGUUCUUUGACUUAUUACAGAUUCAAGCAAUAGAUUUUGAAGACGGUGAUUGUUAAGCUGGAACACAGGCUGUAUUCUCCAAGCUACUCACCUAAUUAGACAUUAACCACUCUCUAUAUUUUAUAUAGAUUAAUGUAGAACUGAUCCUCAUUGAAAAUGUUUUUUAAUGUAAAAGAUGGUCUUCCAAAGGAAUUAGAAAUAUUUUAGUUCCAAAAGAAAAGCCAUCCUAUCACUUGGCAUCUGGUUUUCAUGCCUAUGAAAUAUUUAUAUCCCCCCACCAAAAUCUACAUUUGAACAUAGCCUGUCACUCAUAUGCCAUGAGGUAUGUUCCAUCUAUCUUUAGUGCAACAGUUCUCCUAUCUUCUUGUCCAGUUAAGGGUAGCUCUGUAGUUGAGUGAAUAUGGUUAGUCCUUGUAUUUAGGUGUGGUUUUUUCCCCAAGAGGCCAUCCACCAUCACUCUUGUCUAUUAUGAUAUUGACAGAUUAAACAAGUCAGGAUUAAACAAGUGGAUUAAACAAGUCAGGAAAAGCAGCCAGAAAACACCUAUAGAUAUUUAUUAGAACAGCAAACUUUCAAGCAGUUAGAAAAAGAGUAAAGACUUAUUAGACCUAGGAAAUCUAAGGUGACAACUUUGCCAGUUUACCCAGAGGAAAACCUAGAAUUUGGCCACCCCUCUGGAGGAGACCACUAAGUUGUUCUCAGGGUUUGGAGAUGAUGUUCUGGAGGAUGUACAGGCAGAUAAUCUGCUUCUGGUAACUUGGGGUGCUUCAGAUAUUUGGCCAUUGCCCAUAAGAGCAGAGAUUACAGUAUGUUAUAUUACAUUAAAAUAAGUUAAUAUUUCUAUAGUCCUUUGCACGUUACAAAACAUCUUCCCAUACGUGUUUCUUUUGUUUCUCACUAUAGUUCCCUGAGGAAGUAAUUGCUGUCCCCUUUUUGUAGAUGAGGUUAAAUGGUUUAUUUGAGGCUACACAAUAUGUCAUUAUUAGGCUUGGAAUUAGGACUCCUAACUCUGAAGCACAUAUUCUUUCAACUGUAUGCUAAUGCAGAAAUUGCUUAACCACAGACACAAGAAGGCGGAGAAGCGGAGUCCCAUCGGCAAAUGAUUCUAAUUUUUUAAGUACAAGGUGCCAUUCGGGGCCAUAUGGCUAUGAAGGACUUUGUGGAAAGAACACAGGAAGAUUACUAUCUGAAGCCAGUAUUGGUGAUAAGAAAAUAAAAAUACCAGUUCGUGCUUCAUUAAAGUGAACUAAUCCUUCUAAGUAGGGAGAGAAAACCUGCUUUCCCCAGCAGCUGCCACAUAUGUGUGCAUAAGCUGUGCACUGCACAAUUUUAAGGAACUGUGCAAAGUGCCUUUCUCCAGGUUACCCUCUGAAAGCCAGGGAUUCAGGAUGGUGAGAAAUAAACAUUUGAUUAACAGAAAUUAAUCCAAUAGGGAAAGGAAUGUUUAUUGGGGUCUAAGAGCCAAAGCCAAAUAGUCCAGAUUCUGGCCAUGUAGAGAUUCCUUGAAACAGACCUUAGAAGGUAUUGCAAAAAUUGAAUCGCAAAGAAUGUUUACCUUUAAAUACUUAUGAACAGUCCUAGAUCAUGUUUUUAAUUUUUCCCAGUGGAAAACAACUAAAGAUUUAAACAUUUAAAAUUUUAUUUCAUGUCCCCUACUUUUUUCUGUUGGACAUAAUAUUGCUCUAUAGUUUAAGUUAAUCAUGAAGUGAUCUACCACCAAAAUCAGACUAGAAAACUAGUAUGGAAUGCAUUAUACAAUAUUCAUUUCUCUAAAGUAUGAUCUCAUGAAAUAGGACAUGCAGCACAAGGAUCCCCGCCCCCCCAUCAGUCCUUUAGAAAGACUAAUAUCGGAAGAAUUUUUGUCUAGAGAUUAGAAAUGUUUAUUUUCAGAUAAGAUUAGUGUGAAUCUUAUUGAUAAAUGAGAGAUACUGCUAUAAAGUGAUGCCUUCAUCUUCAUUAACUCAUUUUAACAAGCACUUAAGCAUUUCUGACAGUUAGAUACCCUAGGAAGUGUUGUUAAAUAUGUCUGUCCUCUCUUAUUUUUCCCUCCCUCCUUCCCUCUACUAAUGGAAUUUCCUCAGUUAUAGAGAAAAAUGAUAAUAAAAACUAAACCUCAUUUAUACUAAAGUCCUAUGGACUUAAUGUGUUACUCCAAGAGAUACCUGAAUUUUAAGAGAACAGAGCAGACAUAGAAUGGAAAGAGAGAAUUUCUUGGGGGGAGGGAAGAAUUUGUAGAAGCAUCAAAUUAUAUGACUGCUUUGAAGCCCAAAAUUCCCAGGAAAAUUGACGAUUAAAACAACACUCACUGACCCCUGAGUUCAUUUUGGAGGCAGAAAGCUAAACAACAGUACUUCCUCCUGACAGCCUCAACUGGGAUUGGGUAAUUAGAUUAUUUACCUUAGUUGCAUAUUCCCCCCCUCCGCCCCCCAUAGGACAUGUGGUGAACAUACAACCACUGGUAGAUAGGAGUUGAAUUUACACAUCUCAAGAAAAGCUCUCUGACAAAAGUUUAGAGAAGUAAAAAGCAACCCAGUGUAACCUGGUAGAGUAAGGAAAGCAUUUCUGGACUCGUCACAAAGUACCUUUGGUCUGUUAUGAUCUUCUUGACAGUAAGGAGUUUGGAAGCUAAAAUGAGUUUGGUGUAUGCAGUGGAGUAAUAAUGGAAGGUUAAUGUAAGUUUUCUCUGUAACCUCAAGCCAGUGGCUAUGCCAAGGGGAAAAGCAGGAAGAACAUGCUGAUUCAUCUGAAGAAGUCAAAUAAUAUCAAAUGGACUAAAGCUUAUGGAUCAUUAAAAUGUCAGUGGCUGAAUGAUGCUUUUCCAAAGGCAGUUGGGAAUCAGUCUUAUGUGCAGUGACUGCAACAGCUGCCCUAGAAUGUGAGCGCAGGGCUUCAGAUUUAUGUUAAUGCAAAAGCUAAAUGAUCUAAAGUUAAAUUGUAAUGCUAGACACAAGCACUCUGUAACACAUUAAAUUUCAGCCCAAGCAAUUAGAGAAUGUUUCUGAAACAUUAAACUUGUAUUUAUGUCACUAAAGUUCUAACACAAAUUUUAAAAAUGUGUUCUCAUACAUACGCUGUACUAGGCUUCAUGAUGCAUUUCUAAAUUUGUGUAUGAUUUGAAUAUAUAAAAGAAUUUAUACAAGAGUGUUAUUUAAAAUUAUUAAAAAUAAAUGUAUAUAAUUUGUACCUAUUGUAUAUUUGUUGUUUUACUUUU
Pteronotus mesoamericanus is the source of this 6162-nucleotide messenger RNA. RefSeq names its product multiple EGF like domains 9 (gene MEGF9). NCBI's taxonomy places the organism in Eukaryota, Metazoa, Chordata, Mammalia, Chiroptera, Mormoopidae. The record is from RefSeq and is a predicted model, not a curated record. The transcript has 6 exons. The coding region runs from base 134 to 1936 and encodes 600 amino acids. Gene Ontology annotation, biological process: animal organ morphogenesis; tissue development.